This is a messenger RNA of Danaus plexippus (monarch butterfly), 2418 nucleotides long. RefSeq names its product calcineurin subunit B type 2 (gene CanB). Gene Ontology annotation, molecular function: calcium-dependent protein serine/threonine phosphatase regulator activity; calcium ion binding. The coding region runs from base 153 to 701 and encodes 182 amino acids. NCBI's taxonomy places the organism in Eukaryota, Metazoa, Arthropoda, Insecta, Lepidoptera, Nymphalidae. The transcript has 6 exons. The record is from RefSeq and is a predicted model, not a curated record.
UUUUAUUUAGAUCGAUUCUCAAUGGUCUGUUCUUUAGAGACGUCGUAUAAAAUUUAUAAUUAUUGAUAUAUUUCGUAUUUCUUUAGAAAAUUGUAAUUAGUUUCAUUAUUUGUUACGAUUACUUAAGCAAGUGUUAUAAAAAAGCCUUGACAAUGGGCAAUGAAAACUCUAUCCCUAUGGAACUGUGUUCAAACUCACGUGUUAACUGCAUUGAUUUUAAGGUGGAGAACUUCGACGCGGACGAGAUCCGCCGUCUGGGCAAGAGGUUCCGUAAGCUGGACUUGGACAACUCCGGCGCCCUGUCCAUCGACGAGUUCAUGUCCCUGCCGGAGCUGCAGCAGAACCCCCUCGUACAGCGCGUCAUUGACAUCUUCGACGCGGACGGGAACGGAGAGGUGGACUUCAAGGAGUUCAUCCAGGGCGUGUCUCAGUUCAGCGUGAAGGGUGACAAGCUGUCCAAGCUGCGGUUCGCGUUCCGCAUCUACGAUAUGGACAACGACGGAUACAUCUCAAACGGGGAGCUGUUCCAGGUCCUCAAGAUGAUGGUCGGCAACAACCUGAAGGACACUCAGCUGCAGCAGAUCGUGGACAAGACCAUUCUGUUCGCGGACCGCGACGAGGACGGGAAGAUCUCGUUCGAGGAGUUCUGUAGCGUGGUGGGCAACACGGAUAUACAUAAGAAGAUGGUCGUCGACGUGUAAGACGGCCGUCUGCUCCGGGGUCGACGAACUCGCGCCUAGUGCUCGCCCGCACUGGCCGCGGAGGACGCCGGUCCGUCCGUGGCUCGAGCUCGUGCGGACCCCGGACCGUUCCCUUCCCCUCUCACUCCUCGUGUCCAUUGGUCCUGGAUCUUCUCUCCUAGCUAGAACACUAUUCAAUUCGCCAUUCUUCGCAUGACAUACGUCACUAUAGGCCAUACAUGUUCACUUUACGUUUUAGGUAUACGAAGUUAGAUAAACCUUCAUCGUAGUCGAGAGAUAUGUAAUUUUAUAAUUUUGUUGCGAUAAUAUUAAUUUGUAUUGUUAUUUAGUGUUUUACGUUGGAAGCGUAGUCUGUAGGAGUCAUCCGCGAGUCGCCGCCGUGGAGACCCGCGCCCGUAUCAUGAUCCCCUCGGACCAUCCGUACCUUCUCUACUUUCUCUUAUCAGUAGUGAAUCGUGUUUGUAUCGUGUAACGUUCUUCUUCGUCAAACUCUAGAACAUCUCCCGCUCGAAGACAUCUCCACGGCGAUUCCACAAUCUUUUUAACUUUGUCCGAAUUUAAUACAAAUAAAGUAAGUAUAAAGAUAGCUAUUGUUAUAAUUGUAUAAUACGAGUGUAUCGAUCGUCGAGUCAUUAUUAUAUUAGCUGUUUAUUUCCCAUUCAUCCUUCCCACCCGACGCCCUCGACCGCUGGACGUAAACGAUUCAUAGGAGCCUCACACCGUCAGACACCGCGGUCACUGCACUGACCCGCCGGCGCUGGACCGUGGACCUUUACAUUCAGCGGCGUUGUCGUGACCCUCUCCCCCUCCCCCAGGUGUCGUGUCCGCUGCGGUGACGUCACCCCUCCCCGCUCCCCCUCCACCCCCGCCCCGCCCCCCGUGCCAUACGGACAGCUGUCGUCGGUCGUCGAUGGUGAGGAAGUGUUCCGCUCGCAGGUGACACGUCACAUUAAUGUAUGGAGCAGCGAACACACCAUCCUAGCAUCGGUAACGGUCGCACCGCGAUCGGUGUAAAGAUUAUUUUUAAAAUAGAAAUGGUACAAAUAUAUGUAAAAAUGUAUAUAUUAAAUGAAGCGAUAGUCUCCCGUCUCCGACCGAGCUGGCUGCCGGCCCGCCGGCGCAAGAGAAUCUUUAUAUCUAGUCACAGUUGUUGAGUUUGGAUAUUUAACAUUAUAUGUUAGUUUGAGCCUCGCUUCUUAAAGACCUCGUCGACGGUCGACCCGGAUGACGUGAAGACGUCGGUGUCGUGUUCAGGACCGCCCACCACCUCCACCCGCCAUGAACAGCCCUCCACCCGCCGCCCCCCGCCCGCCGCCUGACUCGGGGAUAAGCGAGACUUCGUAAUUCGAAAAUGAACAUCUAGCUAUAAAAUUGAAGCCUUAUUUGAGGGUGCGGCGACAUUAAACACUCGACGCGAGUGGAAUAUAAUUUUGUUUUUAAUGGUGGCUUUUAACAACCGCGAGUCGAACAAUGGAGCGUGCGGGUCAUGUGAUGUGACAUAACGACGGCGUCAUUAGCGUCGCCGUCGAGGAACCGCUCCCGAGCGGCCGCGGUGACGUCGGCAGCGGCCAGUGAGUGAUGUGUCAGAGCUCAGACCUCUCGUAUGACUUGUAUGGAGUAGAUGUUGUGUUGUCCGUCUUAACUCGGUGGCUAGAGCGUGUCUUUAUAAGUCUGUUCUCUCCAGAACCGAUUAUGUUUAAAUAAAUUUUCAAUUUCA